Messenger RNA from Scutellospora calospora, 374 nucleotides. The record is from the annotation of a GenBank genome assembly. Lineage: Eukaryota; Fungi; Glomeromycota; Glomeromycetes; Diversisporales; Gigasporaceae.
CUUUUUUUUCUUGGUUAAAUCCAAGAUUAAAACUUCCAAAUCGUCAACAUUUGUCAGGUUCUACUCUUACUCAUGCAGUAAAUGAAAUUGAGCAAUCACAUCGAAUUAAACUUAAUCAAACAUAUGAACAAGCUGGUGUAAUGCUAGUUUUUGAUAGCUGGAAAAAUGUUUUAAAACAAGAAUUACUUGGAACUAUGCUUGUUUUACCUUCUAGUGAACCAAUUGUUUGGAAAGUAUUAGAAAUUAGUGGAGAACGUAAUCAUGCAGUAGAUAUUCUACUAAAAAUUAAAGAAUUAAUAGAUGAUUUACAUAACGAAAAUAUUAAGUUAGCAGCAAUUAUAAGUGAUAGUGCAGCUUCCUAUGCUUCAGCGUGA